ACGACAUGCGAGACAAGUUAUGUUUGGCAAUAUUCAGCAGGAAGAUGACCUUUUAACUUUAAGAAUUUAUUUGUUUCGUCUUUAGUUUUCCACAGCAUGCAAAGUAUUCACAAAUUAUAGGAAAUCGCUUGAUAUUUGAGCCUUGAAAAGGAGGAGAGUGGUACUAAAAUUCCAGCAUCGUGGCAAGUUAGAACAAUGCCAGUCGCUCAGGACCGUUUAGAACAAUUGCAAGUUUUAAAGCUACUUCAGUCUGUUCGAAUCGAGGAUGUAGACCAGAUUGAAAAAUUAACAACUCAUGGGGUUCCUUAUUUGAUCAACUACUCUGAACCUGAAAAUGGAGAGACAGGGCUGCACCUGGCAGCAUGUAAGAACAAUGAGAAGAUGAUUUCUUUCCUUCUUAAUCUUGGUGCAAGCCCCAACAUGGUAGACUUGAAAGGACGUACUCCUGCCAUGAGGGCAGCAGAGUUUGGCCACACACAGGCCUUGACACUCUUAGCAGAGGCAGAUACAGAUUUGACAUUGAGGGAUAGUGAAGGAAAAGGCAUCUUGUUUUAUUGUAUCCAGCCAACCAAACGUCAUCUAGAGUGUCUUCAGAUUGCACUGAAACAUGGUGCAAGUGUUAAUUCUGUGAGCAAGGAUGGUCAACCUUUAUUGUAUGUGGCUGCAGAGACUGGUCUGGACAACAUGGUAGCAGCACUUCUUAUUGCUGGUGCAGACCCCAAUAGAGCUCAUGCAAAUACUGGUCAGACAGCUUUGCAUGCAGCAAGUGCCACUGGAAGUGUUGCUUGUGUCAGAGAAAUCUUGGAGGCUGGAGCAGACUGUGAUGCUUUGGACAGUGAAAACAAUCACUCAGCACACAGGGCUGCCUUAAAUGGUCAUUUUGAAGUCAUAAGGGUGCUGGCAGCCUAUGGUGCAGAUCUGGGCAAAGUAGCUUUAGAUGGCAAUACCCCUCUCCAUUAUGCUGGUCAACAAGGAUUUGGACCAAUAUGCAAGUUCUUAUCUCAAAGAGGUUGUCCAUCAAUGUUGAAAAACAAGGAAGGGAAGACACCAAGAUUACUGGCAAAGGACAAUGAGCACAAAGAUGCCCUGAAAGAAUGUCGUAAAGCUGAAAAACAGUCUGCGAAGCUCUCUAAGGGAGGAAGUAGAACUGCUGAACCAUAUGCCAUUAGACUUUAUGACUGGAUCCAAGAACACGAACAAAAAGUGUUGAACAUCUGUUAUCAGUUUGAUCCAGAGGAAGAGGAUGGAAGUAGAAAAGGAAAAAUGACUAAGGAUAACUUUGUAAUGUGUCUGCAGACAAUAAAUUGCCCAGUAGAUGUAGAAGAUUUGAAUAAAUUAGCACAGAUACAUGACCCAAACAAAGAGGAUGCUGUAGAUUAUCCGCUGUUUAUAACUUGUAAAAAAUUUAUCAGUAAGAACUAUUUCCAGUCAGCUUUUAAUAAAAAGAAAAAAAAAGGUGGAAAGAAAGGAAAGAAGAAGAAGGGCAAAACAAAAAUACCCAUUCCAAUUUGUACAGCACCUGACGGCCCCCGGACGAAACAUGGUGGCCCUCCCUCAGACUAUGUAGAGAGAUAUGUGCACUUCACAGACAACACAAGAUUUGAUCGUGAUAAUCCACCAUCGCAUCCCAUUCAAGAUGAUUCUGCCUGGUACCUUAACUUCCCAGAUGUUUCUUACAUGAACAUCAGUGACGCUGCUAAAGUAGGAGAUCUAGAGACGUUAAAAUCAGCUUUUGCCCGAGGAGUCUCCGUGGACCAACGCGAUAAAUACUAUAAGACUCCGCUGAUGGCAGCUUGUGCUCAUGGAAACAUCAAAGUAGCAGCAUACUUACUACAGAUUGGGGCAGACAUCAAUGCUCGAGAUAAUUUCAAAUGGACUCCUUUACACCAUGCCUGCCACUCAGGACAAGUGGACCUGGUGAAGUUUCUGCUGGAAAACGGAGCUGAAAUGGACGCGCAGACCAUUAAUGGAGGAACACCUUUGAUGAGAGCUAUUGAGAGCUCCAGAGAGGCUGUCGUCGAACUGCUUAUUUCUAAAGGUGCGAAAGUUCAGCUGGAAAAUAAGAAGGGACAUACGGCGCUUGACGUCGCCAAAGCAUACGCUGAUCCUCGUGUGGUAGCUAUUGUACAGAAACGAUGGGACGAAAUCCCGCCACCCGUGGACAAGAAGAAACGUGGAGGAAGCCCGCGCAAGAAAGGCACAAAGUCUGCGGCCCCUUCAAAGACGCACAUGCCCAGUGUGAAAAACACCCCGGACAAGAAACAAGAAGAGCCUCCAUCUACAGCGCCAUCGACUGGUGCUUCUUUAGUGCGGAAAUCGUCAGUGUUGCGAGCAGCCUCGGCAUUAGGAAUCAUCAACGAGAAACCUCAACCAAUCUUGUACACUCCACGGAGAGCUUGGAUAACGCAGCCAACCACCGAUGAUCUUCUACACGAAAGAGAAGUUCGUCGGUUGCGUUUUUCUACGGAUGUUGACUUCGCAGAUUACAAGCCUGCAUUUCAGAAACACAUCACCUUGAAGGCCGAGGCAAUGGAGGCGGAAGAUGACUAGUAACAUCUUUCACUCUUCUUUCAGGCCAGUCCCUCGUAAAAAGUGCUUUGCUCGUAAGUUAUCAACCAUAAGGGGACUGUGGUUCUUACUCCUUGACAACAGCAAUCAAACGUCUGCGCAUGUGCCAGCGUUGCAACGACCAAUUGGCACUUUGGUGAUGUGCUUUCAGGCUGCCAGUACUAAGUUGUCCCACACGAGUUACAAACAACCACACACAAGCCAGUAACUCACGAUGUUUUAGAACCGUAUUACUUUUUUGGUAAAGCUCAAAACAGAAUGAAAAAUCGACACGAUGCCCGUAAUUGAAUAAGCUUUGUGUUCAAAUAGUCUCUAGUUUUCCUUUUUUUACCUGCUUUUGUUUCCUUUGAUCCCUUCGUGCAUGCUCUUCGCGCAUUGCCCUUUGCGCACUGCCCUUCGCGCGUGCCUCACGUUUGACCGAUGUGUUCUCCUUGACGGUCUUCAAUGAAGAACCUAGUGCGUCACGCGAAUUGUGUUGCGUGACGAUCCGCUUGUUCCACAAAAUUACCAAAAUUCUAAAUUUUGGCUCAGUUUUGAAUGAAAGAAAACGAAAAUUUUUUUGAUAAAUUUUGUCAGUUGCUGGUCAACGUUUAUUUUUUAGACAAUGCACGAGGGAGUUAAUUCAAUGGCCGAAAGAUUUCUUUGAACAUUUUUAUUUUUUCCUUUCCUAAAACAAGUUAUAGUGAUCAGCUUUUCAUUUCAUUGAUAAGUUUAAUUUUAUAGCCUCAUCUCACCGGCCACAGAAUGUUGAAAACUCGACACUUUUAGAGAUAUAACGUUAAAAUUAAUGAAUGGACCUAAUUAGUGAGGGCGUUUAUAGUCUGUCAUUGGGAUAAAAUUUUAGGUUCCAUUAAAUGUUUAUUGAAAAUCACGUUAAAUAUGAAUGAUUAUAUGUUGGUUACUGAAAUUUUGAUAUUCAGUUUAUAUGUAGGCUUUAUUAUUUCCUUCGGAACUUUUCAGGAAAACAAAUUGAAUUGUCAGUUUUCACCGAGGUACCUACAUGUAAAAAGAUAUUAGAUAUUUAACAAAAUUAAAUGCAUAUAUAUAUAUCUACAAAUAAAUGUAAUUUAAGGAGUCAGAGUUAAAUUUCCAACAAUUUUUUGUUUUAAGCCGAGGAUUUCCAACUUGAGAGAGGAAUUUCACCGAUUUGUUUUUAGACUAGGACAUUCUCAUGACAGAAUAAGAACGUUUUUAAGCAUAAAAAAUAUGAGAAGAAAUAAAAAGACAGGCAUGGAUUUAUUCGAUUAAGCACCUAUCCAACUGCACCAAGUAGUGUACAAGUACCAUGCGAUAUUGCACAGUUGGUUAUUUUGUACUGUAUAAAGAAACUUCUUUGACUACGCUUCUCUAUCUGCCAGCAAAACUUGUAUGAUAUGUAUUCUUCAACUGUUGAAACCACUGUUCAUAGGUAUCAUGACUUGAUCACGUAACUAUUAUCUUAUUUCAAUUAUUCAAAGCAAUUUAUUUUUUAAUUGUGUUACUUUUUUAUCAGAUUUUUAAAAUACAAGAAGUAUUCACGUUUAA
Stylophora pistillata is the source of this 4092-nucleotide messenger RNA. RefSeq names its product ankyrin repeat and EF-hand domain-containing protein 1. The record is from RefSeq and is a predicted model, not a curated record. Lineage: Eukaryota; Metazoa; Cnidaria; Anthozoa; Scleractinia; Pocilloporidae. Gene Ontology annotation, molecular function: protein binding.